Molecule: messenger RNA, 1317 nt
Organism: Paecilomyces variotii
Lineage: Eukaryota; Fungi; Ascomycota; Eurotiomycetes; Eurotiales; Thermoascaceae
Product: actin-related protein Arp2/3 complex, subunit Arp3
Exons: 4
Coding region: 1-1317 (438 amino acids)
Biological process (GO): Arp2/3 complex-mediated actin nucleation
Cellular component (GO): Arp2/3 protein complex; actin cortical patch
Molecular function (GO): actin filament binding
Source: RefSeq, a predicted model, not a curated record
AUGGCUACCCAGACCCCGGCCGUUGUCAUGGACAACGGUACCGGUUUUUCCAAACUCGGAUUCGCCGGUAACGACUCUCCCUCGUUCGUCUUUCCAACCGCAAUCGCGACCAAGGGUGCUGCUGGAGCUGCUGGAAGCUCGACAGGACGACCUGCAGUUGCAAACAAGCCCUCGUACCUAACUGGCGGUGGCGGGGCAAGCUCGCACCUGUCUACGAAGCGGGGGACUGAGGAUCUGGACUUCUUCAUCGGUGACGAGGCGCUAGCAGCUGCGAACGGCCCUGGUUAUGGUAUCAACUACCCUAUCCGCCAUGGUCAGAUUGAGAAUUGGGACCACAUGGAGCGGUUCUGGUCGAACUCCAUCUUCAAAUACCUGCGAGUCGAGCCAGAAGACCACUACUUCUUGCUCACUGAGCCUCCUCUGAACCCCCCUGAGAACCGAGAGAACACUGCCGAGAUCAUGUUCGAGUCGUUCAACUGUGCCGGUUUAUACAUUGCCGUUCAGGCCGUCCUUGCCCUGGCGGCAUCAUGGACCUCUUCCAAGGUCACGGACCGAUCUCUUACCGGUACUGUGAUUGACUCUGGUGACGGUGUUACCCAUGUCAUUCCCGUCGCGGAAGGCUACGUCAUUGGAUCCUCCAUUAAGAGCAUUCCCAUUGCGGGUAGAGAUAUUACCUACUUCGUCCAGAGCUUGCUCCGUGAUCGAGGUGAGGCUGACAGCAGCCUGAAGACUGCGGAGAAGGUCAAGGAAGAAUACUGCUACGUGUGCCCGGAUAUUGUCAAGGAAUUCGCCCGGUACGACAGGGAACCGGACCGAUUCCUGAAGCAUACCGUUACUUCCCCGAACGGCCGUUCUGUGACCAUCGAUAUCGGAUAUGAAAGAUUCCUCGCCCCGGAGAUCUUCUUCAACCCUGAAAUCUAUUCCUCUGACUUCCUUACGCCGCUCCCUGUCGUCGUUGAUGGUGUUAUUCAGUCAUCGCCUAUCGAUGUCCGAAGAGGUCUUUACAAGAACAUCGUUCUUUCUGGUGGUUCGACCCUCUACAAGGACUUUGGACGUCGUCUCCAGCGUGAUAUUCGACACCUCGUGGAUGCUCGUAUUCGCGCAUCAGAGGCACGCAGCGGUGGAGCAAAGAGUGGUGGUCUCGAUGUCGCGGUCGUCACGCACAAGCGCCAAAGGCACGGACCGUGGUUCGGAGGCAGUCUGCUUGGCCAGACGCCAGAAUUCAGAAGCUACUGCCACACCAAGGCCGAGUACGAUGAGAUUGGACCCAGCAUCGUCCGGAGAUUCGCGCUGCUGGGUGGACCGGGAAGCUCUUAG